AGUGAUAAACAUGUCAGGCUUGAUUUUUCUUUUUCCUCUUUAGCUUAUUUAAUGUGGUAAUAUGGCCUGCCUUUAAAGGGGAAGUUGGGGGUAUAUAUAUAUAUUUUAGUGUGAAACUAGAUGUUCUAAGUGAUUAUUGUGAAAUUGUGUUUGUUACUUUAGAAAAGGAAAAUGACUUUUCAUUUAGCAGAUUCCUGGGCAGAUUCAGUAUUUAUGAAUUACGUGCUUUUGCUUAAUCCAAUGAAUAGGUACUAAAUGUUUCAUACUGAUAUCUGGAAUUUAUGCACGUGUAAUUUGGUGAUUCCAUUCUUCUGGUAGGAAUUAGGAGUGGUAGUUUUUAUAACAGUACAUUAGCUGCGUUUGUAAAUUAAUAAAAAUGGCUUUUGAGAAAUUGGCAUAGUUUAAAUUCUUUUUCCUAGAUUUCCCCCUAGAUUUUCUAGACUUCUCAGAUUAUUUUUCCAGAGGUUUCUGGAUUGCAAGAAUCUUUUGGUCAGAGUAAGUUAAGAACAGUGUUAAACACUGUAAAUCUACUCCAUUAAUAGUUUAAUCAUCUCUGUGUUGGCCACAGUGUUAUUUACUUAACAUGAAAGAACUACUGGAUAUAGUUUUAAAUAUUUUUCUUACGUUAUGUAGGUCAUAAACUUUCCAAGGCUCCUUUCACAAAAUGGUUUUUAAAAACUUUUUUUGCAUAUAGUCCAUGUUUUCGAUGCAUUUAUGAUCUUUUUAAUUUUGCUACCACCAUAUAAUUUCUCUUAUUUUUGUUUACUAUUUGUUCAUAAGCUGUGUGUUGCUUCCUGAAUCUUAAAAUUUGAAGUUUCUUCUGAGUCGGUGCUUCGAUGUGGAAUUCUUUCGUAACUUCAGGAAGUUAUUAUAGAACAAUUACCAUUAGUGACCUCUAAGUGAAUGCUGCACACUUAAUGAAUUAUUUUAUAGACAGCCCGAAAAGAGCUAAGCUGAUCCAAAAGAAUAAUUGUAAAAUAUCAGCGACUUAAAGGUGAAUAUACAAAUAAAAUAAAAUAAUUAUUUUCCUAAUUCUUUCCCCUCCCUCCCAGACCUAAACUAAUCUUAAAGAAUCUGUUACUGCUUUUACUUUGCCUUUCAUAUACAAGUCUUCAGAGGGCAGACAUGACAGUUCCCCUGGUGUGUGUGUGACUGUCACUUUGAGUCUGUCUGUCCUUCAGUCUGCCUUAUUGCAGAGAGUGGCUGAUGGAGAGAUGGCUGGGGCUGCAGGACUGGGGCGGCCUUCGUAGCUCUCCAUUUCCUGGCUGCCCGCCCUCUGUAUCAGAUGAUAGCAGCUUGUUGAGGUGGUCUUGACACUUUAAGGGACCAGUAUUUGAAUAAAGACCCUAAUUUUAUUAUUGCUGUGUUGAUACUGAUCAUGUAUAAUCAGAUCAUCUUUAUGUUAUUAGUUAAAUGUUUGUAAGGAUGAUUUGUCCUAGAGUUUGGAAGCAGUGUCUUAAAAGGUUAAGUAAAUGUAUAUUAUUAAAGUCUUGGAUAUGUAAAAGCAAGAUCAGGCUCUUUUUUGUCUGGGAGUGUAUGCUAUUAGUAAAGAAUAGGUGAUAAAAAGUUACCUGCUCUGUGUUCGUGUAUCUGCCUACUGUCCUUUAUCUGAUAAACGUCAACAGGGUGGAACGAGAGGGAUAUAUAGAAAUAUUCAAGGUGGUUUGGUCCAGCAUAGAAAUCCAAAAAAGAAGCUAAGGCUUAAGCCAGCGUCAGAGAAGUCCUAGGGAUUUUAAGAUAUUUUUUUUAGUGUUUACCUUUGGAAAUCCAGAGGCACUUAAUUGUUUACCAUUUUAAAAAAUUUUGAAAGAAUUGUCAUGUUUUAGUGGUAUGUGUGGAAAGAUUCCUCUCUGCCUCUACACUUAUAGAAUUGCUAGUUCAAGUUCUCACAUUUGAUAAAACUUUGACCUUGAGGUAUCUGUAUUGGUUAAGCAGGUCUGUAAAAACAGUGCUGUGAAGUCGGUCCGAGUGUGAAAGGCAGGGAGAAUGGCCCUGACGCAGGAAGUUACUUCAGUAACUACUUCUAGAGUGUUAGUGUCCACAGUUCAGAGGUGCUUAACUAAGGCGCUAUUUGGGGAUGUGUGUAGAUAUUUUUGAUUGCCAAUACCAGUGAAGGUACUAGUGGUCUUGCACCAAGGCAGUGCUCAGUGGCCUUAAAGGAAGGGACAGUCUCCCCUACAAGAGUUGCCCGUCCCAAAAUGCAGUGGUUCUCAGAGUCUCAAUUCUUUUGUUGUAGCAUCCCUUGUUUUUAGUGUAGAUUAAUAAAAAAUUUAACUUAAAAAUAUCAUUUCAGAAGUCAUUGUUGGAUUUGCAGUGCUUAUUAUAUUGUAAAAUAUUUUAGAUAUAUAAUUUGACAAUGUUGUGAGUCAAGAGAGAGAGAGAAAAAAAUGAGGAUGUGGUUUUUUAGCCAUUAGGAUUAGAAGUGAUUGACAGGAGAGUCCGAGCAUGUAGGCAUGUAGUAAACUCUUUAAAAAAAGAUGUUAAGAUCCUUCUUUCUCUGGAAAGAAAUGAUUAUUACAUUCCUGUUUGGACAAAGAGGGAACAGACAGUAUAGAAAGUCAGAAGAUUACUAAUCAUAUAACAAUCUGAAUUAUAUUGUAAAUAUUUUUAUUUAGAAAAAGUUGAGGUUCAUUGAGAUUAGUAAAAGAAUAAAAUGUUUUAAGUGCAGUGGCCUUGUAUUUGCAGGUUCUGCACCUGCAGAUUCAACCAACUAAGGAUUGAAAAUAUUUCGGGGAGAAAAAUUAGGUUGUUGCUGAUGUAUACUAUGGGGUUAGACCUGCGAUGAUUGUGUCUGUACUGAAUGUUUACAGACUUUUUUCCUUGUCAUUAUACUCCAACUAACACACUGCAACGGCUACAGGGUGUCCCCUCAGAAAUGUAUACACACUGUACAGUUGAUAGCUCUAUUUUGAAAAUGAAAUGUAUCUUAAUAAACACUGCCUUUAUAAUUAUUCAAAGUGUGUGUAUACACUUUUUUGGGACACCUUAUAUUUACACGGCAUUUAAAUUGUAUCAGGUAUUAUGGGUAAUCUAGAGGAGAUUUAAUGUGUCUGGGAGGGUGUGCCUGUGCAAGUUCUAUGCAAAUAGACCAUUUUAUUUAAGGUGCUUGAGCAUCCGAGGAGUUUGUCAUCUGUGGUCCUGGAACCAAUUCCCCAAGAUACUGAGGGGCUACUGUACUUUAGUAUUUUAGUUACGUGGUUUCAGAUGUCAGGGUAUCUCAGUUGUUUGAAUUGUCCUGUGAGCUAGCAGCUGCAGAAGGGGAGGAAAAGGAAGGGAGAAAAGUGUUAUUUUAAAAGAGAGGAAAAAGCAAAUGAAAAGCACAUGAAAAGAAGGAGGCAGCACCUCAGAAAACGGCAGAUCCAUUCUCCAUGUCCUUAGGGUGAAGACCCUGGUGUCGUCCCUGACGUCCUCUCUUUCAUACCUGGCAUCAUAUCUGGCAUCAAAUCUUAGGGCCCUAUUUUUAAAAUAGACCCAGGACCCAGUUCUCACAUUUUUGCUACUACCUGGGUCAAGCCACUAUCAUCUCUUGCCUAGAUUGGGGCAUUAGCCUCCUAAGAGGUCUGCUUGCCUCCACACUCUGCAAAUUAUUCCACCUGGUAUUUCAGGUACCCACCUGGCACCAUACAUAGUUACUACAAUAUCAUUACCCAUGUUCCCUAUGCUGUGCAUCCCUGUGACUGCUUUGUAACUACCAAUUUGUAGUUUUUAGUCUCUAAGCCUAAGUCACAUUUGGUCACUUCUGCCAUCUUUAGCCUCCCAGUGCUUUCCAUCUCUGGGUGGAAAAGCUAUAGCCAUUCUGGUGAGCAGUGCUUACCUUGCAAAGCAUUGUGGCUCUUUCCAAAGAUCUUUCAUUAAAACAUUUGCAUUUUACUAUAGGAUUUUUUUGCUCCGUUCCUCAAAGAGAACACCCCGUCGCCAAAGUUCGUAAAUCCACCUAUAAAAGCUUAGUGAGAGGGCAAGUGAAAACCCUGACGUUCUUUUCACUAUAGGGUCCUACGGUGUCUCAAGAUUUCUCCUGGUGGAGCCGCGUGUUAGGAGCCGUUUGUGGUGGAGGAGGUCAGGCUGCACGCCCCUGGCCACUGAUCUCAGGACUCUCAGACACCUUGAAAGGAUCAGUUAUAUUCAGUAUAGGGUGUCUUGAAGAGGCACGUGUGUAUGAGAAAGAAGCUCAGUAUUAGAUUUGAAAGGAAUGGGCCUCAUGGGUUGACCUCCAGUUAUCUGAAUUUGUAUCCACUGGGUAUUUAUUUACUACAAGUUCAUAUCGGUUUGGCUGGACUGAGCCCUCUAACAAGAUGCAAGUUUUAGAAUGCAUUUCCUGUGCCAAGUCUGAAUAAAAGCUAGUUCAGAUGACCAGGCCCCAACUUAAAUAUAGUGCCUUUGCUUGUUGAAGGUGAUCAGGUGAGUGUGGUUAAAUAGCUCAAGGAAAAAACGCCGAACUGUCCUCACUAAUGAAGGGAGGAUAAAAUAGCAAAGCGCAAUUCUUCAUGACAGUGGGCAAGCAGUGUUUUCUUCUAGUACGAAUAAUGGCAUUGAGUUACCUGUUCCUUGGUUUAUUAGCUGUUAGAGCAUAAAGUUCCAAGGUGAGCAGUGUCUUGGGAACCUAGGAGGGAGAGAGACUCUAAGUCAGUUAAUGAAGGAGGAGAAUUAGGCUUGAUGGUGUGUGUAUGUAUACGUGCUGAAAACCCAGAAUGUCACAGUGGAAGUGCUGCUUAAAUGGCCUGAUUUUCGUUUACAAUGAAAGACUGCAGUCCACUCCCAGAUGUAUGUUGCAGAGAGCACCGUCUUCAAAGAUCAUUAUUUAGAACAAGGCUCAUGUAAUCAAAGAAGUUUUUGUUGUGUGUAUCUUUUCAGAACACAACAGGAAUUGAAAAUGAAUCAGAACGCUCCUGAGCCUGUGGCAGCCGCUGAGACCCUGGCCGAGGUGCCUGAACACGUGCUUCGAGGACUUCCCGAGGAAGUGAGGCUUUUCCCAUCUGCUGUUGACAAGACUCGGAUUGGUGUCUGGGCCACUAAACCAAUUUUAAAAGGCAAAAAGUUUGGACCAUUUGUUGGUGAUAAGAAAAAAAGAUCUCAGGUUAAGAAUAAUGUGUACAUGUGGGAGGUGUAUUACCCGAAUUUGGGAUGGAUGUGCAUUGACGCCACUGAUCCAGAGAAGGGGAACUGGCUUCGAUAUGUGAAUUGGGCUUGCUCAGGAGAAGAGCAAAAUUUAUUUCCACUGGAAAUCAACAGGGCUAUUUACUAUAAAACUUUAAAGGCACAUCUGCACUCGUCAUGCAUGGACAUGUUCCCAAAGGCGGAGUCUCAAGGCUCUAAAGAUAGAUGACUGUUGCUCUGUGGAAUAGAUAUGUUUGCUAAAAAUGCUGUAAGGCCAAUUUCUCCUUAUUCACGGAUUCCAUUAAAAAUGUCAUUUUUUUACCCUCACCCGAGGAUAUUUUUCUAUUGCUUUUCAGAG
Miniopterus natalensis is the source of this 5452-nucleotide messenger RNA. Lineage: Eukaryota; Metazoa; Chordata; Mammalia; Chiroptera; Miniopteridae. The record is from RefSeq and is a predicted model, not a curated record.